This is a messenger RNA of Mercenaria mercenaria, 2848 nucleotides long. Its product is annotated as glycine receptor subunit alpha-2-like. Gene Ontology annotation, cellular component: synapse; neuron projection; membrane. The coding region runs from base 253 to 1419 and encodes 388 amino acids. Gene Ontology annotation, molecular function: chloride channel activity; extracellular ligand-gated monoatomic ion channel activity; neurotransmitter receptor activity. The record is from RefSeq and is a predicted model, not a curated record. Gene Ontology annotation, biological process: regulation of membrane potential; chloride transmembrane transport; signal transduction. The transcript has 9 exons. Lineage: Eukaryota; Metazoa; Mollusca; Bivalvia; Venerida; Veneridae.
AAUGGCUUUAAAAUAUCGAAAAUGUUAAGUAUUCUUUUGGAAAAGUUGGGUUUUGUCAAGAGUUUUAAAUUUCUUCAUCCGAUACUACAAAAGUAAGCCAUUGGUUAAAACUAGCGAGUAAACAGACGGAGUCUGUGGGAAGAAAAUAUCAAGUCUUAGAUAUUGCAAUUGUUUGACGCGCAGCUAAGAUGAGCAAUUGACAUUGUUAUUAUAUCAGCUAACGUGUACGCUCGCCAGAGGAACACUAUCGGGAUGAAUAUUUUACAAUAUAAACUUCUUGUGCUUAUUUCAUUAUGGAAUUUUAAACUGACCUAUGGACAGAAAAGGCAAGACUUUAUUCAAGCCCUUCUUAAGGACUAUGACAGCAGGAUCCCACCAAACUUUGAAAAGGAUUAUCCAUGCGAAGUCAAUGUGAGCCUGUACAUAAACAGUAUCGACUCCAUAGAUGAACAGAAAAUGGACUUCACCUUAAGCACAUUUAUUAGCCAAGAGUGGCGUGAUACAAGGCUCAGAUUCAGAAACCUUAUCCCUGAGGAGUACCUAGAGCUCGAUUCUCGUUUGAUGGGAAAUGUUUGGGUGCCAGACCUCUACUUUCGCAACGAAAAACAAGCUUAUUUUCACACCGUGACGAUUCCAAAUAAAAUGUUACACAUCUUUAAAAACGGAGUGGUGAAAUACAGAUCUAGAAUAACAUUGACUGCUUCCUGUCCUAUGAAACUCCACAAAUAUCCGAUGGAUCGGCAAACGUGUUCGUUAUUUAUCCAGAGUUUUGCAUUUUCAACAAAUCGAUUGAUAUUUCGGUGGCGGGACAAAGAUCCAGUCCGAAUGAAUCCAAAUCUUGAACUGCCCCAGUUUACACCUUACAGACUUGAGACAGAAAAUUGUACUGAUAUCGGUGAAGGAAAUACCUGUUUACAACUGAAUGUGUAUCUUGACAGAAAUAUUGGAUUCUAUAUGAUACAGACAUAUAUUCCAAGUGUACUCAUCGUCAUGUUGUCAUGGUUAUCGUUCUGGCUUAACGUUGAUUCCGUACCGGCUCGAAUCUCAUUAGGCAUUCUCACCGUUCUUACAAUGACUACACAGAGAAGCAUGUCUAAUGCUUCAUUACCAAGGGUGUCUUACGUUAAGGCCAUUGAUGUUUGGAUGGCAGUAUGCCUUUGUUUUGUUUUCGCCGCGUUGCUGGAGUACGCAUGCGUCAAUGUGCUGUCACGAAGCCAGUUGCGCAAGAAGUUAAAGAAAGAAUGGCGGGAGAAACAAAAUGGUAUACAGGAACAGAAAAACGGCCUUAUCAAUGGACUUAAGAAAAAGCGAUCACGUGACAAUGCACAGAGUGUAGAUGAUGUGUGCAGGGUUGUAUUUCCAAUCAGCUUUUUGUUGUUUUGUAUUAUAUAUUGGAGUUGCUACUUGACAAUUCAUUAAACUAGACAAUAAAGUUUGAGUAAGAAAUGAAAUUGGAAUAGGGGAUUAUCUGAGUUAAGACGUCCUGGAGGAAAUAGUUCAGUAAUAAUAUGGUGCAAUGUAAAGUCUUUUUAAACUAACAUAGGGACCACACAUGAAAUAUUAUCUUGUAAAACGUUGUUUAUAUAUUGUAGAUAACUAAUAGACGUUAUAAAAAAUUAACAGAAGUAAGCAGAUGAAUGAAGCAUCAUCUUUCAAAAUUGAUAUGUUGCAAAUAAAUUGAAUAUUGCCUGUCAUGCACACUGUCAUGGCACGAUUCUCAAAAUCUAGUGUUUGAAUCAUAUUAAACAGUAUAAUAAUGAAUGUAUAUUGCAACAUAGGAAUUUAAAGAUAUUUCAAAUGUAAUAAUGUUGAUUUUGUGUACUUCGAAAUGAUUAUUUAUUAUUAUUAUUAAAUCUAUAAUUAUAGUACUUUCCAUUGGUCUAGAUGUAGUUACAUGGUCAAUGAUAGAAAGUCGUAUUGACUCAAAGGCGGAGCCAAAACAUGUAUUGACUUCCAGCUGGGACGUCAUCACGGUUUGACGCCAAAACAAUGCGACGUCGUACACAAUUUACUACGACGAAAAAUGACAAAAUGCUGCAGAUAUUUGUAUUUACUUUUUAUACUUAUAAGUAGGCUUGAUAUAAUGAUAGAACAAUUGUUGCCUUUUUGGUUCGGUCGAUAUGCGGAUUUAUCGAUCUCACCAAAAGGCAAUAAUUGUAUAAUACUAAUUUUGCAAAACAGAAUAUUAACUACUGAAGUUUCUUAUUAAAAUGAUUCAUUACAAGCAUUCUCAGAAGAGCAUUAUCUAUUCAUUAUUAUUUACCAUUUUAUAAACUCCGUUAAAUACAGUGGAACCUAAAACGUCAAAAUUUUUCCAUAUUGACGUCCAAAUUUCAUAUCGGGUACGUGACGUCAUUUGUGACGUCAGCUUCAUGCAUGUCGUCACAAUAUUUUCAGUUUUAUUCAGUCCAAAGAACACAUUUUUAUCAUUUAUCUAAUAAUUAUAGGUGUAGUGUGUGUAUGUAAUAAAAAGAUUAUUAGAUUUGUAUCGAGAAGUCGCACAAUAUUUCCGCUGCAGAACAAGUGCAUAUUUCUCGAUACAAAUCUAAUAACCUAUAGUUAUUUUCAUUUAAAAGCAUACAGACAUAUCAGAAAGCAGCGAUUCUAUAUCAUACACAUUUUGCAGAAACAAUGGUCGAAAUAAAUCUUGUUUCUCUAUUUAAUUCUAAUACUCUCAGAAACCAUAAUAUUUAAUCAUACUUAACAGUUUCAUGUUUACCUUCAGAAAUAUCAUCUUAGUUUGUAUAAAACAAACAGUUUUGUUUAUUGCUCAUUUGUAUGUUUUAUAAACACUACGAUUUAUUAUAUGUGCACACUGUGAUGUUUCUGUAAUUAAAUUUGAUUUAUA